AUGGGCCGGCCGAAAAAAUCUCGACGAAUGAAUAACUCGACUACGAAUUUCAGCAGACCUCCAUUGCCUUCCCCAUCGCCGUCUCAGCCCCCUGGAGAUCAUGAGCAACCGUCCUCGACAGACCAGGUUGGGCCUGAUCCCGCAAGUACCUGGGUCCAAGACGACUAUGGACCUUCAUUAGCUGCUCCGAAUGAUAACUUCGGCUCCUGGGGGCUGUCAGAGAAUCACGGAAAUUCGACAAUGGGUCCCGAGCUCACGCCCUGGUCUAUAGGUCAAAUGGAUCAAGACGGCAUUACAGACUACUUCAUGAACAGCGAUUUGACUGUAUCUUCCUUGUCCAUAGCGAACGAGAUUGGGCUUAAUGAUCCCCUCCAUUCCAACCCCUCAAAGGAUCUCCAACUGAAUAAUAAUGGAAAAUCCACAACGACUUUAAAUCCUGGAUUGACUGAGAAAUCUUGCGACGAAAUAUCCGACGACAAAACACAUUCCUUGGGUGGAAAAUUCACAGUACAAGCCUCGCAGCGAUUAACAGCAAUUUUGUUCGAACUUCAAAGCGAGCUUAUCUCCUCUAUCGCAGUAAGAACAUCCACAAUUUCCGAUGGCAAGAGAUUGGUAUCAUUUGUGAAUACACUGUGCGAUGUUUUGUUUUCCGAGAUAUCUCGACCAGAGCCGAAGCUUGAUCCCGUCGCCGAUAUCAAGCUGUGGAGCCUAAUGACAACAGCCGUGGCAAUUACUCUAUGUCUUUUCCGAUCAUUUUGCAACUCUCCUAACGAAGAAGCUACGCCUUUAAAAAGGAAAAACUCACACGAUGGUGCAAGUCGUUUACAUGAAGAUAGAGAUAAUCGAGAGGGUGUACUCUCAAUGACGGAUAAAACUGAUCGGCUCGCCCUACUAGCAUGCAUGGAAUACCAAUUGACUGUUUUCGAGAAGUACUUCCACCUUCCAUCAUGCCAGAGUAUGCCAAAGACGACGAACAUGCUGCAAGGAACGAGAGAUACAAAGGAUCACGUUCGGCGUGAGAUCCAACAUAUAACCAUGAGUUAA
Penicillium angulare is the source of this 1044-nucleotide messenger RNA. RefSeq lists its product as uncharacterized. Lineage: Eukaryota; Fungi; Ascomycota; Eurotiomycetes; Eurotiales; Aspergillaceae. The record is from RefSeq and is a predicted model, not a curated record. The transcript has a single exon. Bases 1 to 1044 code for a protein of 347 amino acids.